Molecule: messenger RNA, 6480 nt
Organism: Schistocerca piceifrons (Central American locust)
Lineage: Eukaryota; Metazoa; Arthropoda; Insecta; Orthoptera; Acrididae
Exons: 33
Coding region: 1-6480 (2159 amino acids)
Biological process (GO): carbohydrate metabolic process
Molecular function (GO): protein binding
Source: RefSeq, a predicted model, not a curated record
AUGUCGCAUCUCUCUCUGGUCGCAGUUCUGCUGGCUGUUACCAGUCCAGUGCUGUGUCUCGAGUGGUGGAAAACCGCAAUAAUCUACCAGAUAUACCCCAAGUCUUUCAAGGAUUCUGAUGGCGAUGGCGUCGGCGACCUUCGUGGUAUAAUCGAGAAACUGGACUACCUGAGAGAUCUUGGAGUGUCAGCGAUAUGGAUGUCUCCUAUCUUCAGGUCGCCGAUGGCUGACAAUGGCUACGACAUUUCAGAUUUCAGGGACAUCGAUCCUACUUUUGGAACCAUGGCUGACUUCGACGAACUUCUGGCAACAGCACACAACAAAAGCAUCAGAGUAAUUCUCGACUUCGUGCCCAACCACAGCAGCGAUGAACACGAAUGGUUCAUUGCUUCCAGUGACCCUACGCACGAAAACUACACGAAGUAUAAGGACUACUACGUAUGGCUGAAUGGGACUUACGGCACGCCGCCAAACAACUGGCCUGGUGGCUUCAACGAGCCCUCUGCCUGGGAGUGGAUCGAGGCCCGCCAGCAAUACUACCUGCACCAGUUCCUCCACAAGCAACCCGACCUCAACUACAGGAACCCUGUCGUUCUGGAAGAGAUGAAGAAUGUUUUGAGGUUCUGGUUGGAUAAAGGAGUUGAUGGUUUUCGUAUGGACGCCGUUAGCUGCAUUGUGGAAGCAGAAGGCUUCCCAGAUAUUGUAGACGGCCAACCUAACCCCAUGCAGCAUCAACCGGAAACAUACGCGGUAAUCGAGGAAUUCCGCACCGUGUUGGACGAAUACCAAGAAAAGGUGAUGAUGACGGAGGCGUACGGAUCACUGGACCAGGUGCUGGGUUACUACGGCAACGCCACCAACCCUGGCGCGCAUUUCUCCUUCAACUUCCUGCUCAUCACCGACCUCAACGGAGACUCCAGCGCAGAGGACUUCGUCCGCAUCGUGGGCGACUGGAUCAACGUCGUCAAUGAAAAUGGAGUUUGGUCCAACUGGGUGAUCGGCAACCACGACCAGCACCGCGUGGCCAGCCGGUACAGCCCAGAGAUGGUGGAUGGGAUGAACAUGUUGGUGACGUUGCUGCCGGGAACCGCCGUCACCUACAAUGGAGAGGAAAUCGGUAUGGAGGACAACUACAACAUGACGUGCGAGGUGGCUCAGGACCCGCAAGGGUGCGCAGAUAACGUCACGCUGGGAAGUUCCAGGGACCCACAGAGGACGCCGUUCCAGUGGGACGACUCCAAGAAUGCAGGCUUCAGCACGGCGGACGUGACGUGGCUGCCCGUGAACCCCAACUACCCGACACUGAACGCCGCACUCCAGGACUCGGUGGACGGCCGCAGCCACAUCAAGACGUACCGCCUGCUGGCCCAGCUGCGGCUGGACGAGUCCCACCAUAACAGCAACGCCACCGUCACCAGCACGGGAAGCGUCUUCCUCUUCAGCAGGGGGCAGACGCAGAACGACGCUACAGUUGUGGCGAUGAACGUGGGGUCUGAGGAAGCGACGGUGGACAUCAUUGCCUCUCUGCCUGGCGUCGACCUACCUACAACUCUCGUGGUGUACGCGUCCAGUGUCAACAGCGAAUUGGAUGAAGGACAUCCGCAAAGCCGCAACAUCGCCUGCCGCAGGGAUAUUCGGUGGUAUGAAGAAGUUUCAGUUGAAGAACUUGACGAAGGCUUGGAGCAGGAUGAUGAUGAUGAUGACGAUGACGACGACGAUGAUACUGGGCAGGCAGAAGAAGGUGCAGAGGCCAUGGUACCAACAAGUGACGAUUCAAAACUUGUUUUCACAAACCACAUAGGUUCUGUAUUCUGUUGUGACAUUGAACCAAAAGAAUCCAAGCUCGUGAUAACAGGUGGACAAGAUGAAAAAGCAUAUGUGUGGAACACAAGCUCAGGAGAAAUUUUGUUUGAAUGUACAAAUCACAAGGAUUCGGUUUCUUGUGUUGGGUUCAGCCAUGAUGGAAUGUAUGCUGCAACUGCUGAUAUGUCUGGAAUUAUCCAGGUAUGGAAAGUGCCAACCAAAACUCUGGCUUGGAGUUCUGAUGACAGUUAUGGUGAUCUUCAGUGGAUGAAGUGGCACCCUGCAGCUCAUGUUUUGUUUUGUGGAUUUGCCACUGGUGAUAUCUUUGCUUUUAAAAUUCCGAGUGGUGAAAUUAAGGUCCUUCCGGGAUCUGGAGAGAAAACAGAAAGUGGAAUUAUUAUGCCAGAUGGAAAAAGGUUUGUUGUGGGGUAUGAGUCAGGAACAAUAAAAGUAUUUGAUAUAAAGUCAGUCAAGGUAAUACAACAUAUCAAAUCCGGUGAUGCACACAGAAGUAGUGUCACAGCGUUAGAUGCAUUCCAUGAUGACAACCUUAUUAUGUCUGGUGACUUGGAUGGAAUUGUAGCUUUCAUCACAACAGCCACUGGAAGAGUAGUUAGUGUUUUUGACACCAAGGAGCUGGACAGUUCUGGUAGUGCAGGUGGUGACUCUGCAGAUGAUGAUCACGCAGCAGAAUUUUGUGUUGAGACAAUUACAUUUUACAAAAAUCCAUCUUUUCCAGUUGCUAUAUCAGGAAAUUGUUAUGGUUGCCUAUUCAUUUGGGAUGUCAGCAGACAGGCACUGCGUUCAUUCUCAAAACAAGAUUGCGGCAUAACAACUAUUGUAUGGAGGAAGGAUAGUCCUGUAGCAUAUUUAGGCAGCUUAGAUGGUUCUGUACGAAUAUAUGAUGUUCAGAAUAAUCAAGAAGUUGGCCAGUUGAGUGGACAUCGAAGCUCUAUCUUAGACAUUUGUGUAUCUGUGGAUGGCCGAGAACUGGCUGGUGGUGGAUGGACACGCACUGCGACUGCCCAGCGAGCAGGCGGUUGUGCUGAGGUCUCCUUCUGCAAGGACCGGCUGGCCUGUGGCAGCCUAAGUGGCAGUGCUGCUGGGAGAACCCACUGCACCAUGAUCCAGAGUGCACUGCCUAUAUCAGCCACGAUGUCGCAUCUCUCUCUGGUCGUAGUUCUGCUCGCUGUCGCCAGCCCAGCGCUGUGUCUCGAGUGGUGGAAAACCGCAAUAAUCUACCAGAUAUACCCCAAAUCUUUCAAGGAUUCUGAUGGCGAUGGCGUCGGCGACCUUCGUGGUAUAAUCGAGAAACUGGACUACCUGAAUGAUCUUGGAGUGUCAGCGAUAUGGAUAUCUCCUAUCUUCAGGUCGCCGAUGGCUGACAACGGCUACGACAUCUCUGAUUACAGGGACAUCGAUCCAAUCUUCGGAACUAUGGAUGACUUCGACGAACUUCUGGAAACAGCGCACAGCAAAGGAAUCAGAGUACUCCUCGACUACGUGCCCAACCAUACUAGCGAUGAGCACGAAUGGUUUAUCGCUUCCAGCGACCCUACGCACGAAAAUUACACGAGGUAUAAGGACUACUACGUAUGGGUGGACGGGACUGAAGAUUCGCUGCCAAAUAACUGGGUGAGUUAUUUUCAGCCUUCUGCAUGGCAGUGGAACGAGGCCCGCCAGCAAUACUACCUGCACCAGUUUCACUACAAGCAACCCGACCUCAACUACAGGAACCCUGUCGUUUUGGAGGAGAUGAAGAAUGUUUUGAGGUUCUGGUUGGAUAAAGGAGUGGAUGGCUUUCGUAUGGAUGCCGUCAUCUGCCUUGUAGAAGCGGAAGGUUUCCCAAAUGUUACAAACGGCGAACCUAACCCCAUGGUGCACCAACCGGAAACAUACGCGGUGGUCGAGGACUUCCGCACAGUGCUGGACGAGUACGAAGAAAAGGUGAUGGUGACGGAGGCGGGAGGAACUCUGGAUGAGGUGCUGGGUUACUAUGGCAACGCCAGCAACCCCGGUGCGCACUUGUCCUUCAACUUCCUGCUCAUCACCGACCUCAACGGUCGCUCCACGGCAGAGGAGUUCGUCCGCGUCGUCAGUGAAUGGAACGAUAUUGUCAAUGAACGUGGUAUCUGGUCCAACUGGGUGCUUGGCAACCACGACCAGCACCGCGUGGCCAACCGCUACAGCCCGGAGCUAGUGGACGGCAUGAACAUGCUGGUGACGCUGCUACCUGGAACCGCCGUCACCUACAACGGAGAAGAGAUCGGCAUGGAGGACAACUACAACAUGACGUGCGAGGUGGCUCAGGACCCGCAGGGCUGCGCAGAUAACGUCACACUGGGAAAUUCCAGGGACCCGGAGAGGACGCCAUUCCAGUGGGACGCCUCUAAGAACGCAGGCUUCAGCACGGCGGACGAGACGUGGCUGCCCGUCAACCCCAACUACCUGACCCUGAACGCGGCGCAGCAGGAAUCCGCGGCUGGCCGCAGCCACCUCAAGACGUACCGCCUGCUGGCACAACUACGGCGGGACGACGAGUCCAUCCACAAUAGAAAUGUCUCCGUCGCCAGCGCCGGCAGCGUCUUCCUUUUCAGCAGGUCACAGAACGGUACUGCCACAACAGUCGUGGCGCUGAACGUAGGGUCUGAGGAGGAGACUGUGGACGUCAUUGAGUCAAUGCCGGACGUCGACCUUCCUAUAAUUCUCAGGGUGUACGCGUCCAGCGUCAACAGCGAACUGGAUGAAGGGAGUGUAGUAUCUGACUCGUCCUCCCGUAAUGUAGAAUCCCUUGCCAGAACACAUAUCAUUGGCAGCUUUAUGCUAUCACCCUCACCGUACCUCGAGGAACUAGGAGUGCAGUCGACGGUGUCAGAGCCAGUCCAACCUGGAGUGAUGGCUCUGCUGUCGUCGCUGCUGUGCCUGGUGCUCGUGUUGGCCGCGUCGACCGCGCAGGAGGCGGAGGAGCCGCUCCAGUGGUGGCAGACGGGCAUCAUCUACCAGAUCUACCCCAGGUCCUUCAGGGACAGCGACGGGGAUGGCGUGGGUGAUCUUAAAGGUGUAACGGAGAAGCUGGACCACCUAGUAGAGGCUGGUGUAACAGGAGUCUGGCUGUCUCCGUUCUUCAAGUCGCCUAUGGUUGAUAAUGGUUACGACAUCUCCGACUUCACAGACGUCGAUCCUGUUUUCGGCACCAUGGAAGAUUUCGACGAAUUGCUGGCUCAAGCCCACGAUAAAGGUCUGAAAAUACUAAUGGACUUCGUUCCGAAUCACUCGAGCGAUGAACACGAAUGGUUUCAAAAAUCGUCGAACGUUAGUGAUCCAGAAUAUGACAAGUAUGAGGAUUAUUAUGUGUGGCUUGAGGGGAAGGUCGGUGAAGAUGGAGAGACACCGGAACCGCCCAACAACUGGGCGAACCUGUUCAACGGAGAGUCGGCCUGGGAGUGGAACAAUGACCGGCAGCAGUACUACCUCCACCAGUUCCACAAAGCGCAGCCGGAUCUCAACUACAACAACAGCGACGUCGUCGAAGGGAUGAAGGAUUUCAUGCGGUUCUGGCUGGAGAAAGGCGUGGACGGGUUCCGCAUGGAUGCAGUGCCUCACCUGUUCGAAGACGGUCUGUUCCGAGACGAGGAAGAAGUGGAUGGAGGCCUGACUUCUAAGUAUACCAAACACCAGGACGGCACGUACGACAUGGUGCGGCAGUGGAGGGAGGUAGUCCAGGCGUUCGGCACCGACAAGUUAAUGAUGACAGAGGCAUACGGAACGUACGAAGAAGUGGUGCGCUACUAUGGCAAUGACAGCAGUCCUGGGGCACAUUUCUCUUUUAACUUCGUCUUCAUCACGGAUGUCAACAACCAGUCCGAUGCAGCGACAUUCAAGAGCGCCGUGGAUGACUGGCUCGAAGUAACUGUCAACCAGGGCCUCUGGUCCAACUGGGUGAUUGGAAAUCACGACCAGCCGCGAGUGGCCAGCCGGUACAGCCCAGAGCUGGUGGACGGAUUGAACAUGCUGGUGACACUGCUGCCGGGAACCGCCGUCACCUACAACGGAGAAGAGAUCGGCAUGGAGGACAACUACAACAUGACGUGCGAGGUGGCGCACGACCCGCAGGGCUGCCACGAUGGUGUCACUUUGGGCAGGUCAAGGGAUCCCUGCAGGACCGCCUUUCAAUGGGACAGCACGACGAGCGCAGGCUUCUCGAGCAACGAGACGACGUGGCUGCCGGUGCAUGAGAACUACGAGACUCUGAACCUGGAGGCGCAGAAAGCGGCCGAGCGAAGCCACUUCAAGGUCUACCAGAAGCUGGCCACCGCCCGCAAACAGAGGGUGGCGCAGAGGGGCGCCACCGAGACGUUCGCCCUGGGCAGUGUCUUUGCUUUCACUAGGACCCUGGCUGGCGAGGACAGUCUGCUGGUGGCGGUGAACCUGGGGACGGAGAACCAGUCGGUCGACCUCAAGGCCAUGCUGCCGCUCGCCCAUCACUUCACCGUCCUCACCAGUUCCAUCAGCAGCCCUCUGACCGAAGGGUCUACGGUGAGCUCGCUGACGCUGGGCCAUCACGAGUCGGUGGUGCUGCAGGCGUCAGGGGAGCGGGGUGCGGCCGGCGCCCUCAGGGCGACCGCCCUACUGUGUACAACGCUGGUCGCAGCCGUCCUCGCCGCCGGCCACUGCUAA